Molecule: messenger RNA, 1198 nt
Organism: Triticum urartu
Lineage: Eukaryota; Viridiplantae; Streptophyta; Magnoliopsida; Poales; Poaceae
Product: transcription factor TGAL1-like
Biological process (GO): regulation of DNA-templated transcription; DNA-templated transcription
Molecular function (GO): DNA-binding transcription factor activity; sequence-specific DNA binding
Source: RefSeq, a predicted model, not a curated record
CAACUCUCUCUGCUUUCUUCUGCCGCUGCUCACUCUAGUAGAUUGGUACUAGCUUCGCCAUGGAUUGCGCAAGCCCUGGUGGGACUGACACAUCGACGGACCCAGACCUUGACAAGAAUCAAGCGUUCGAACAAGGGCAUGCUGCUGCUGCUGGGCUCACGCCUCCGGAUUCCGGUGACAGAUCAAAUGGUGAACUAGGUCCAAAGACGCUCCGUCGCCUCGCCCAAAACCGUGAAGCUGCUAGGAGAAGCCGUCUAAGAAAAAAGGCAUAUGUCCAGCAGCUCGAGAGCAGCGGCCUGAGGCUUGCUCAUCUGGAGCAGGAGCUCCAGCGUGCUCGCCAACAGGGCUUUCUCGUUUCUACUUUAGGGGACCAGCCCGAUUCAGAGAACGGAGACGGAGCUUCUUCGUUCUACGUGGAAUACGCACGGUGGCUGGAGGAGCACCACAAGCAGGCAGACGAGCUCAGGGCCGCCGUCAGCGCCCACGCCGGAGACGGCGACCUCCAGGCCAUCGUUGACACCGUCAUGGCACGCUGCGACGAGAUCUUCAGGCUCAAGGGCGCCACGGCCAAGGCCGACGCCUUCCGCGUCCUGUCGGGGACGUGGACGACCCCCGUCGAGAGGUGCUUCCUCUGGUUCGGCGGCUUCCGGCCAUCCGAGCUUCUCAAGCUGCUCGCGAGCAGGCUGGAGCCCCUCACCGAGAAGCAGCUCGACAGUAUCGAUGUCCUGCGGCGUUCCUCCCUGCAAGCCGAAGAAGUACUCUCGAGAGAGAUGGAAGCGCUGCGACAGUCGGUCACGGAAACCGUCGCGGCGGCAGGAUCGUCGUCCCAGAGCUGCUCCGACGAUGAUUGCACGGGCCAAAUGGCGGCGGCGGUGGGAAAGCUUGGCGCCAUGGAAGGCCUCCUGCGGCAGGCUGAUGAUCUGCGACUGCGGAUUCUCGAGGAAACGCGGCGGGUACUGACCAUCCGUCAGUGCGCACGAGCGGUGCUCGUGGUCAGCGACUACUUCUCCCGGAUGCGCGCCCUGAGUUCUCUCUGGAUCGCACGUCCGACGACCGGAGUGAACUGAGUUUCCACAGUCGGACAUAUUAUUAUUAUUCGAGAAAAGCAAAAGAGAACGUAGUACUAUGGACUGCAUAUGAACUGAAAUAAUUAGUGAACAAAUCUCUAUCUCUAUCUUUAUCCCUACUACUUAAAAAU